AUGGAAUCGUCGGGAAUUCUCAACAUUAACAGGAUUGUGGAAACAGAUUCGCCAACUGUGACGCCAGUUAAACCUCGACUGGGCAGAUUUUUUGAUGUUUAUUCGCCGGAACAUUUAAAUUUAACGCCGAAGCCACAAGCUUGUCACGGUUUAACUGAAGUAACGAAAGAGAGUCAUAAUUUCCUAACGCCUCAUAAAGCAUCCGAAUAUGAUAACAAAUGCAGAACGGGUAAGCCCAAGCUCAAAUUACAGGAUGCUUGGAACAACUCAUUUGAAGGAAAUCAAAGCUUUCCCCGCAUAAGACGUAAAAUUCACCCAUUAAAGAUGGAUUUAGAGACUCCCACAAAAGUUAAACAAACAACUGACUUAGUAAGAGUUGAUGGCCCAAAUGGUCUCCGUUUUAAUACAACACUCACAGUUGGAGAUGUUGCUGGUUCUCCAGCACAGUCUCAAACUGAACGCUUACAGCAGACUAUAAAUCCAAGCAAGGCUGUGUUUACUGUUGAACCAAGUACAUUCAAGAUUCUUAUAGUAAACAACAAAGCAUGCUCUCUUCUUGGCUAUUCAUCAGGUGAAUUGUGCGGUUUACGCUUUUCCGACCUGCUGCGUAACAGGAGUUGUAAGACUUUUAGUCUCCAUGAACCAGAGGAUGGUGAUGCAUCUGAAGAUGGAACUAUUAUUUUACUCAGUGGAAAGGUGGUUGAACUUCUUUCUAAAGAUGGAACAUCUGUACAAGUUUCUUUGUGGAUAAGACAGUUGGAUAAUGAUGGUCCAUGUUUAGUUGUUGCCGAGCCAGUCAGCUGUAAGAAUGUUGUGUUGACCGUGGACGCUGAAACAGGGGUAAUCGUUUCGUGCGACGGUGGAGACGCGGCGCUACUGUUCCAGGCGGACUCUGCCGACAAGCUGCUAGGGCUGCCCGUAGCCUCGCUAAUACCCUCCAUCCAACUGCCCGCCAACGACGCGCCCAUCCCAAAGAACAUCUCCAAGCAGAAGGCGACAGGUCGAACUUUAGAUGGAGGCUCUUUCCCAUUAUGCUUGUGGAUAUCCAGAACGAGCAAUGUUGAAUGCUCACCAUGGACAGGCAUCAAAUGUAACAGAGAAAGACCAUUGUACCUUGUUAAUGUUAGGGUGACCUUCAACGUGAGUGGGCUGUUGGUGGUUGACGAAGCAGGCGUUAUAACGGCUUGCAACCAGCACUUCGCAAUGCUCACCUUUGGCAAGUCCCAAUCAGAAGUGAUCGGCCACCACAUCAGCGAAGUGGUGCAGAACUUCUGCCGCGAAUCGGACAAGGUCAAGGUGUCGGAGAGGAACAGAAAUAUGACACUGUCGCCUGUCAAUAACGAUAACAACGGAUCCGCUUCCGAUACCGACGAGGAUUCCUGCGGAGCGUUCAAUGGCAGCCAGAAAUCGGCCUGCAUGUCUCUCAAUGUUCAACAAUCGAUACAAUCCAUCUCCACAACGAGGGAGAAAUCUUCAAGCGCAUUGUGCCUCGACAAGUCGUGCAGCAUGGUCACCCACACGCCAACGCCCACACAGGACAUGGUCUCCAGUAUUAGCACGACCGAACAAAGGAACGACAUAUCUGCCCUACCCGACGUCACAUCAGGGAUGUCGGGGAUCUCCAUAGACGACGAAAACUACUGCCCCAGCAGCAUCUCCAAAUCCCGUUCGGAGAACAUACUUCGCUCGGAGCAAAGCAGCCACCCCAGCAAACUGCCCUCGAAAGUGUCAGAGCAAUCGGAAUCCAUCUACUACACGUCACAGCAUUCCCAAGAGGUGACGCCAACGGGCCACACGCCAAGGGUGCGCCUGAACGACCCGUCGUUGCGCCUCUCAUUCGACGCCAGCAAGUACAAAUCGCUGAAGGCAAACCAACCAAAGGACGAUAAGAGCAGCAUAUCGCUGGACCUCUGCGACUCGAACGAGACCAGCGCAGAUUUCCUCACGCCCAUCAACGAGAUGCCCCCGCCCGGAUGCGAAAUCGAGGAGCUGCCGAAACACAACGGCAACGGCAACGAAAGCGUCGACAGCCUGAGCAACGACAUCGACCUAGAGACGCAGACCGAAUCCGCUCCGAGGAAAAAAUUCCAUGGUAUUUCCCCAGAAGAUCCCCCGGAGACGCCGUGCGUGGCGAAGAGGGCGCUGAGGGGCCAGGUGACCACUUCGACGCCGCAGCCGGCGCGAGCCAAGGCGGCGCCCAACGACUACGCCGACGGGGCCUACCGCGGCGUCGUGCUCCACAAGGACGGCACCGAGCUCAACGUGGUCUACACGGUGGCGAGCAUGCAGCUGGCGGGCGGGGCGCGCGUGCGCUGCGUGUGGCUCGGCGUGCAGCUGGAGGACGCGCCGCGGCACACCACGCUCGCCUCCAGCGUCGCCUCCACCGCGGACAACUCGCUCGUGCUGGGCAACAAGUCGGUAAGCAGUAGACCGCAGUCUAUGUCCUUAAUGAGCCAAUGUGGCGAGGAACAGAUAGCCGGUGAAUACAGCAAACAGUAUGUGACACUAAAACAAAUAGGUAAAGGAGCAUACGGCUGCGUGAAGAUGGCGUAUCGUAGAUCAGAUCGUCUCCUCACUGUCGCGAAAUUUAUCUUGAAAGAAAAAGUUGGCGCUCAGUUUUGGGUCGACGGGCCUGACGGCCGAAAAGUCCCAUUGGAGCUCAGUCUAUUGUUGACCUUAAAGCAUCCUAAUAUCGUGAGCGUAGUGGACGUGUUUGAGAACGAGAAAUAUUUCCAAAUGGUGAUGGAGAAGCACGGUGCGGGCAUGGACCUGUUCGAGUUCAUCGAACGGCGGCCCCGACUCGAUGAGCCGCUGAUCAGUUAUAUCUUCAGACAGAUAGGGCAAGCGGUGGAGUAUCUGCACUCGCUGAAAAUUCUGCACCGCGACAUCAAGGAUGAGAACGUGAUCAUCGACAACAAGUUCCACGUCAAGCUGAUCGAUUUCGGCUCGGCGACCUUCAUGAGCCCCGACACGCUCUUCUCCACGUUCUACGGCACAACCGAAUAUUGCAGUCCCGAAGUGCUGGCUGGCAAUAAAUACGCUGGCCCCGAACUGGAAAUGUGGUCAAUGGGGAUAACACUGUAUGUUCUAACAUUCUUUGUUAACCCAUUCUCAGACAUUGAAGACACUUUGCAAGGGCCUCUGGCAUUACCGCAGAUCGUUUCUGAAGAUUUAGAACAACUCCUUCGAUGGAUGUUGUGCAAGGAGCCAGCACACAGAUGCACCAUUCCCCAAUUGAUGUCACACCCAUGGAUUAAACAACCGGUGGCUAUAGCAAACUAUGUGUUUCACGAAAUUGUUGACUGUGAUCGUCACGAGGCAAAUCCAGAAAUGUAUUUUAGUGGGAGUCUUGGUUCACCAAAAAGUGGGUCACCUAUUUCUCUAGCAGAUCCCCAUGUAAAAGAGCGUUCGAAUCCGUCCGAGGUAGCGAUCAGGUCGGAGGCGAAGAACGCGUCGCGCGAGGAGCGCAAGCGCGGCUCUGUGGCGCUGCACGCGCUCUCCACCGCCGACCGGGACGCGCACUCGGACAACUACAGCCUCCGCUCGUCGGCCGACAUACUGGACAUCUCUUCGAAGCCAGUGUCAGACGCGGCUCUGACGGACAUAAGUUCGGACGCGACCGGGCACGCGGCCUGCGACAUCGACUGCGACUGCGACCACUACGACUGCGACAGCUGGGACGAGUGCGAGCAGGACAGCUUCUCG
Messenger RNA from Iphiclides podalirius (scarce swallowtail), 3705 nucleotides. Lineage: Eukaryota; Metazoa; Arthropoda; Insecta; Lepidoptera; Papilionidae. The record is from the annotation of a GenBank genome assembly.